Molecule: messenger RNA, 1239 nt
Organism: Necator americanus (New World hookworm)
Lineage: Eukaryota; Metazoa; Nematoda; Chromadorea; Rhabditida; Ancylostomatidae
Exons: 6
Coding region: 1-1239 (412 amino acids)
Source: RefSeq, a predicted model, not a curated record
AUGCACCCAUCGACGCUUUUUCUUCUACAAUUUCUCGUCACAGGAAGUUUUGCUUCUCCACUACACAAUGCAUUCCGUAGAUCAAGAAGAGAUGGCAACACACAAAUAAUUCAUCCAGGAACAGCUCUCCGGGAAGGACCAGAUCUUCCACCACUCCCUUUGGAAUAUGAAGCAGAGGAUGAAAUUUAUAUGUCCAUCGAUGAUCCACGUGUAGGAACAGUGGACGCAGAUGGUAACGUCCUCGUGCCUGUUGACGAUGAAGGCAGGAUUCUUCCAGGUUUCGAACACCUCGUUCGUCCACUUCAAAUUCAAAUGGAUGUCGGCGAUGCGCGAAAUCCACAAAUCACACUAGAUUCCACAUCUAUGAAAGUGUUGGAGCCGGCGACAAGUACUGGAGAAGUGCAAUCGGAGUCUGAUAAAGAAGGAGGUAACGAUGAAACUGUGUACGACGAAGAAGGUGACGAACAACAGGCCGAACAGCUACCGACAGCAAGCGACUACGUCGAUUCCCGGGAGGAUAGAGGUGAUUCCGAAAUGGCAAGAAGUGGUAAAAAGGUCGAGGCUCCACGACAGGCCACGAAACUCAAUUUAACAGAUUUUGACAAUCGUCUACAGCCAGGGGACGCUUUAAAAAAUGAUUUGGAAGCAGCGGAUACAACAAAAAAUGUAGAUGAAAAGAUUGAAGAAGUUGUUCACGAAAUCUUCACCGCUGCUAAAGAAAUUGACGAUAGUAAAAUCGGAGCAGACGUCGGUCAGAAAGUGGAUGAUGAACUGACUGAACCGGCAGAGGAAUCCAAGGAAUCCGAUUCUUCUAAAAAUAUAGGCGAUGAGUCUCAACUAGAAAACAAAGAUAUUGAUUCGAUUUCGCCUGGUCAGGAAUUGGAUGAAGAUGACGACGAAACAGGCGAACAAAAUCCACUGGAACCGUAUGAAGCUGAAUUUGACUCCUCCGAGGGAGGAGCUACAGAACUCGAAGAUGAGGAUUCACUUGAUGAGGAUUCGCCGAAUACUCCAAAUGUAGGUGAAGGAGUUGAAGAAAUCGGUAAAGUUCUGCCGAAGGAUGACGAGAAGGAGUCUGGAGAUGAGGAAAAUAAGCGUUUGGACCAUCUGCGAAAGGGAAGUAUGCUCGGUUUUGAAGGUGGCGAUAAAGUGGCGGCUGGGAAACCGGAUUCGGCACCACCAGCUACCGUAUUCACACCUGUGUUGAUCAUUUUUCUAUUUUCUUUGUAUAUGAUGUAG